Perkinsus marinus ATCC 50983 is the source of this 537-nucleotide messenger RNA. RefSeq lists its product as hypothetical. Bases 1 to 537 code for a protein of 178 amino acids. The transcript is spliced from 3 exons. The record is from RefSeq and is a predicted model, not a curated record. Lineage: Eukaryota; Perkinsozoa; Perkinsida; Perkinsidae.
AUGGCUGAGCAUCUUUCCUUCAGCCCAAACCUAGNNNNGAUCCCAUGGGCUGAAGACGCCGAUGUUGGACUCAUGCGCGAUGAUUGUGAUGCCUCGUUCAGACGGUAUGGUGGCGACUUCGACAAUAUCUUGGAUUUACUCAAGGCCAAGAUGGGCCCAGGUUAUCGUAUAGCUGCUCAUCUCCCUGGAAAUGGCACUGAUCUGCCUAGUAACUCCUUUACCGGCUGCAAUACUGAUGUAUUCUACGCCCAGACAGACUACAAGGGUCAGACCUGUCAUGUGGAUGUAUGGGUGCUAUCGCAACAGGAUAAAUGGUCUGCUGAUUUGAACCAGAAGUGCAAAUGUCCAGACUCGGUGCCUUUCCCUAGAGUCUGCCGUUGGCCUAAUGCUUGCAAUACAGUGUCCGACUUGGUACCAUCUACAUGGUCAACUCAAAAAGGUGGUAACUUCACAGCCCAAGUUAUGGUCCCUAACAAACCAAGAAAUGUCCUUCUUAAUGAGUAUGGAAUUUCACUUUGGUCAUUGGCAACGCUGUAG